GCUUCUCUCAGAGGAUCUGCAGAAUAAUGGAGGCGCAUCAUGCAGCAGGUCUCCGUGUUUGCUGCAGAGCUCUCGGCCCAGCACACGCCAGGCUGGAGCUCCGUUAGACCAGGGAUCUGUAAAGUUUCUUCUUCGUGAAAAUCCACAGCACAAGGACUUCUUUCAUAUAUUACCUGCGUCAUGCCGUUUUACGUUGCCUGACUUUUUUUUUUCUUUUUUCCGUGUUUUGAUGUUUAUAUGAGGGGGACUAUACCAGGCCCACCAUGGUUUUUCCAACAUAAAUCAUUUUUUUCCCCCUACGUUUCAGUGCAGCCUGCUUUCUGUUUACUUAUAACUGGGAAUGGGAGGACCUCAUUUGUCUUUUUUUGAGCUGUAACAAGAUUUUCUGGAAGCGGAUAUGGGCCAGUUUUUUGCUCCACAGAUGGGUCCCUCGGAGGUGAAAUCAUGGGAGCCGUGCUGUCUCGGAUGAAGUGCGCCGCUCAGGUUUUAGUUUGGAGGAUUUGCGACAUGGGCUGAGCUCCUGCGAUGACUCUUUUCUCCUGAGAGAUGUUAUCUGAAGAUGGACGACGGGAAUCAGAGACGGAUUAAGCUUUAACCUACACUUGGUCAGACUGUCGUUGAAUAUCACGAGAGACCCGAGAUCUGUGCGCAUCAAAUUUCCAGUCACUUAACUCGAGGGCUUUUGAAGAAGAGUUUAGUAGUUGAGUAGUAGCAUAUAUAAUGUAGAAGUAUUUUUCUUGUACUCACAUAAAUUUCAAUAGUUUUUUUAUUUUUAUUUUUUAGAUUUAGUCAUUUAAAUGUAACGUCUAAAGCGUAAAUGACAAUGCGUCGCCGUGUGUCUGGCGUUAAAACGGACGAUAAUGUAUGAAAAUGUAAUAAUUCCACUAUAGUGGAGGCGAGAAGUCAACAGAUGUGGGUUUCUUCUUCCUCAUCAUAGAGGUUUGACCUAAAAAUAAUAAUAAUUACAACAAAAAAAUAAAACCGCAGAUUAGGGUUUUGAAUUAGGACGCUUUUACGCACGUAUUUUUUCGGCGCUUGUUUUGGAGACGCAGCUUUAGUUAAUAGUGAACUCUGUGGUGACUUUGUGUCGGCUGGAUUUCUCCGUCCCUCCUCACCGGACAAUGUGGCCCCCCCGCCUCGCGCUGCUGCUGCUGCUCCGGUUCUCCGGUGUGUUUCUGGUGGAGGGCUUCAACACGUGUCAGUCCAUCAACCUGGACGCGCAGAAGUCCCGGCGCAUCGAGGCGGUCCGCGGCCAGAUUCUCAGCAAGCUCCGCAUCCGCAGCCCGCCGGACGACGACGACGAGGAAACGUCGUCCGGCUCGGUGCCCCCGGAGGUCAUGCUCCUUUACAACAGCACGCGGGAGCUGAUGAAGGAGCGCGCGCGUCUGGCCGAGUCCGCGUGCGAGCGCGAAAGCAGCGAGGAGGAUUACUACGCCAAAGAGGUGCAGAGGAUUGACAUGCUGCCCCCCCGCACCCACACCAAUGCGUUGCAGCCCGUCACGCCCGACCCCCAUUACAGAGUCGUCCACUUCGACGUCAGCGGAGUCGACCUGACCAACAGCACCCUGGUCAAGGCUGAGUUCAGGAUCUUCAGAGCUCCCAACCCGCAGGCCCGGGCCUCGGAGCAGAGAGUGGAGAUUUAUCAGUUGCUCCGGCCGGAGGAAGAAAGCACCUCCACGCAACGUUAUAUCGACUCCCGCACCGUCCAGCCGAGGGCCAAGGGAGCCUGGAUCUCCGUGGAGGUCACUGAAACCAUAAAAGACUGGGUGUCGGAUCCAGAGAACAAUCUUGGUUUGAAGUUGGGCGUCCACUGUCCCUGCUGCACCUUUGUCCCGUCCACCAACAACAUUGUUCCCAACAAGAGUGAGGAGCUGGAGGCCCUGUUUGCUGGUUUGGAUGACGAGCAGCUUCGUCAGAUGAGGAAGCCCGGUCAGGUUAAAGGUCAGGCCGACUUCAGCACCAAGACGCCGCACCUCAUCCUCACGCUGCUGCCCAGCGACAGAGUGGACAACCCGGCCAAGAAGAACCGCAAGAAGAGGGCGGCCGCCACGGACGCCACAACCUGCUCCCGCGGUUCAGACCAGGGCUGCUGUCUGCGCUCGCUCUACAUCGACUUCAGACGUGACCUCAACUGGAAGUGGAUCCAUGAGCCAAAAGGUUACAAAGCCAACUUCUGUGCGGGCAACUGCCCGUACCUCUGGAGUGCCAACAACCACUACAACAUGAUCCUGCCCCUCUACAACAAGCUGAACCCGGAGGCCUCGGCGUCACCAUGCUGCGUCCCCCAGGACCUGGAGCCCCUCACCAUCAUGUACUUCAUAGGCCGCACGCCGCGCGUUGAGCAGCUCUCCAACAUGGUCGUCAAAUCCUGCAAGUGUCGCUGAAGGAAGCGGGUGCAGGCGGAGAGGUGAGGGAGGCAGAGAGGAGGAGAAGGACUACAGGACCCAAACUACAAACAGUUUCUUUCAUGGCAGAAUAAAGUCGUGAGGACAGAUGGAUCCUUUGCUCAUUAAGCUUCGCUGUCUGAUUACCUUUUAGACUUUCAAGAUGUUAUUUUUUUAUGCCACUUGAUUCAAACAUCAGGGCUGCUUGCUCCCCUUCUUACAGGCAUGAAAACUUCCCAGAUCCCUGUUUUUUUCUUUAUCCUCUGGAACUUUCCGUUUGAUAUAGGACACUGUAAAUACGAUCAUGUUGCUCUAUUAAACCUGUAUAUUAAAGUUAAAAAAGGGGCUGUUGUGUAA
Mugil cephalus (flathead mullet) is the source of this 2741-nucleotide messenger RNA. RefSeq names its product transforming growth factor, beta 5 (gene tgfb5). NCBI's taxonomy places the organism in Eukaryota, Metazoa, Chordata, Actinopteri, Mugiliformes, Mugilidae. Gene Ontology annotation, biological process: regulation of cell population proliferation; SMAD protein signal transduction; BMP signaling pathway. The record is from RefSeq and is a predicted model, not a curated record. The transcript has 7 exons. Bases 1122 to 2384 code for a protein of 420 amino acids. Gene Ontology annotation, cellular component: extracellular region. Gene Ontology annotation, molecular function: cytokine activity; type III transforming growth factor beta receptor binding; growth factor activity.